Messenger RNA from Colletotrichum siamense, 5988 nucleotides. It is a transcript of the gene mak1-0, whose product is annotated as Peroxide stress-activated histidine kinase mak1. The record is from RefSeq and is a predicted model, not a curated record. Gene Ontology annotation, biological process: phosphorelay signal transduction system; protein autophosphorylation. Gene Ontology annotation, molecular function: protein binding; phosphorelay sensor kinase activity; histidine phosphotransfer kinase activity. The transcript is spliced from 2 exons. Bases 1 to 5988 code for a protein of 1995 amino acids. Lineage: Eukaryota; Fungi; Ascomycota; Sordariomycetes; Glomerellales; Glomerellaceae.
AUGUCGAACGUGUCCAAGGAGAAGUCUUCUCAGUCGCCGGCUGACCGCCCCAAGGCGCAACUCGAAUCUCAGUCCGCCACCUUUGCGACUUCUGGCGCACUUGGACGAGAUAUCAAUGCGAAGCGUACACCGGGCGUACCUCAUGUCGCCGAUGACGUCGCAGGUGGGACAAGCGGCAAGGAAGAAAAAAGCAAAAAUGAAGAGGCCGCGGGCUCCAACAACGACACGCCGCCUGCACUGUCCGAGUCCCAGAUACAAUUGAACCGGUACCGGGAGCGAUUGGCACGCGAUCUGGAGCGUCGCGAGAUGGCGACAAGGGGUCUCAUGGCGACGCCUCCUGACAAGGUUCGCGUCUCUCCAAUCCCCGAGGAGAGCAACAAUACGCUCCAGACCAAUCCCGUAGCCCUGGCGACAACAUCAUCCAGCCUGACAACAACCUCGACCGAGUCGGGAAACACCAUUCGCGGCGGCAUCACUCCGGGUUUUGUCGCAGGUACUCCUUCUUACCCGUUCCCACGUAUGUCGACGCCUGGGUAUGCCAUGAAUCCGAUGAGCAGACCAUUCGGCAACAUGUCACCAACUGCUGCGGCUUUCAUGUCGCAAACCAUGUCAUUCGAGGGUUUUGGAGCUGCUCAAGACAAGGUCCUCUCCGGCUCGUCGACGCCCGCAUCAGCGCUGACUUUCCUCCCUGCCGGAGCUACUGGCCAGUUGGAUGGCGAUUUCCCCAGCCCUAAUUUGUAUGACUUGUCACUAAUGCUAAGUGCCGAACCUGGACUAGAUGCGUGGUGGAACACAGUCGUGCAGAUCAUGAGGGAUGUGUACAAAGCCGAAAGAGUCACACUUGCCGUGCCAGCUGAUACCACUGACAUCGAAAACGUGCCGUGGGGUCAGAAGGCGACCUAUAAUGAACACCAAGAAGACGACCUUAGUCUUGGUUACAUGGCCAGAGGCAGCAGUCUCAUUCCCAGCAGUGCGGGUGACGUUGUCAUCGAAGAACAAGCAGCGCAUGAAGACCCUUCACGACCAAAGCUUGUUCCGCGACCGAGUCUACAGACUCGCCACUCCUUCACCGCUUACGAGGAUAACAGAGAGAGAAAAGGUGGCAGCGAGAGACUUUUGCCCUCCCGUCGUCCAGCGCAGCUUGGCAGGAGCAAGAGUUACUUUCCGCCGGCACAAGCGCCCGAAGAAGUCGGUUCUGAGCCGUCAGGGCCGCCACUCAACACGUCGGCACUCGCUGAACACGAUGCUGAGGAUCAAGACGUGCCCAGCUGGGAAGUACCUCUUGGUGCAAAUCCAGAUGUUCAAGGCAGGGUCCUCCCUGUCCUUCAAGCUUUAGACUACGAAGCCGAUCCUCUCAUCGACCACAGUGGCGUCAUGCGCGUUCUUGAACGCGGUAAGGUGAUUGCACUCACAAGAAGCUACCCAUACCUGCAAAAUUUACCAGAUGAACCGGCUGCCAAGGCCAAUCCAGCGACGAAAGCGACAUCGACAGAUGCAGCCAGGAAAAAGCUGAAGAAGAUGAGGGCGGACUCUAGCUCGAAGUUGUCAACUAUUUUAGGAGGCGGAAAUCCUCCGCGGAGUCUGGGUCGCAGCCAGGGACUAGAAAAACCUCAGCCUUCAAGCAUGAUUUCGCGACUGGAGGAUGAUAAACCACGGCCGCCGACCCCAAAGUAUGAAGAGUUUGAGCAAGCUCCUCCGUCGCCAUGGUCUCAGUCUCCUGCGCCAUCGCCCGCGGUCCGCGCUGAUCCCACUGAGAACCCCUUUUUCACUGAUGCGAUGGUGGAUGAAGAUUCCUUCAACCCGGGGUCCGCGCCUGCAGACUACGCUGGAAUGCGACCGCCCGAGGCGAUCGGAGUGGACAACUCAUGGACUGUUCUUCACAUCCCCCUGACGCAUCUCCUUCUUUCCAAACCUGUUCAUCCAUUUAAACUCGACACAACCAUCCUCGAGCAGAAGACGCACAGCCGCAAUAAGAGCGAGAUACAUGAUCAGUCAGGGGACCAUGACGCGUCUGCUAGCUCCUGGCAACGAAAGGACAAGCCUGCACCAAUUGCCAUUCUUUCGAUACUCAGCCCCAUCAUCCCAUAUCCCUCGAACCUUCGCCACUCUCUCGAGUAUCUGGCCCCGCACCUAGCGACUUCAUUCUCUCUUUGUCGUCAUUAUUCGAAUCUGGAGACGGAGCUUGCUGGACUCAACCGCCGGAGACCUCACACCGCAGGUUUCGGUGCCAUUGCUGCUGAUGGACGACCGUUGGCAGACCCUGCCAGUAUCGGUAACCUUAGUUUUCUCCCCUCCGAGGACCCGACUGCCCAUCGCUCCCUGGCGGGCAGUAUCACAAGCCCAAGUGACUACUCCGGUGUCUCCAAGAGCGCAACUGGCUCGCCGAUGGGAACACCAGGCUGGGACUCUAGCUCGCUCCAUAUGCUUAUGGACAAGCGCGGGCCUUCGACCAGCCCUGCCUACUCUGGAGGCGAGAGCUACUUCAACACCAACAAAAAAGCAUCUUCGGCCCGAGCAGAAACAUCCUCAGCGAGUUCCCAAAAGACGCGACGCAGUUCCAAGGAGGGCUCACCAGUCGAUCACAGGCAAGCUCGUCUGUCGGUUGGACUUCAUGCUGUCGCGCAGGAACCCUCCUCCACACCCGGGACAGGUGAAGGUCAAGACAUCAUCGAGAGGGCUACGGAAAGUCGGGUUUCCACGCCGGGUGGUGUCAAACGCGUACUCUCCAGCGAGUUGAAGAAUUACUUGGAUGAAAUCGCGGUACUCGAACCCCGACUGAAGUCUGUCGAGCAGAAGCCUUUGGAACAGAACCAGCACACUCUCCUACACUCCUACGGUGCCGACUUCGCCACGAGCUUCCAGUCACUACCGCCUAGUUCGAGUGUUGUGAGCAAGCCUGUGCCCCACACGGCACCGUACAGAGCUGGUUCAGUUACUGUUGGCUCAGUCGAUAUGCCGCCACCUUCCGAUCGAUUGAAAGGUCUCAUCCUUGAUUCCCUUCCAGCGCACGUUUUCGUGUCACUGCCCCAAACUGGCGAGAUUGUAUGGGUCAAUAGUCGCUACCUGACGUAUCGAGGACAAACAGUGACCGACCUCGCUGCUGACCCUUGGGGCAGCAUUCACCCUGAUGAUAGGGACGAGUACUUGAAGGCUUGGGGCCACUCUUUACGGACAGGGGAGCAAUUUUCGAGAACAGUUCGUAUAAGGCGCUUCGACGGCGCUUAUCGAUGGUUUUACGCCCGAGCUGUGGCUUCCCGUGACAAGCGCGGAGUCAUGAUGCAAUUUCUCGGAUCUUACAUGGAUAUUCAUGACCAACAUAUUGCCGAACUCAAAGCCGCGCGUCAAGAAGAGAUUGAGGCAUCAGAGGCGAAGCAUAGACUUUUGGCAAACCUCAUCCCCCAAAUCAUCUUCACAGCUACCGAAGAUGAGGGCAUCACGUUCGCCAACGAGCAGUGGCUCUCAUAUACAGGCCAGAGCUUUGAAGAUUCACUUGGUCUCGGCUUCAUGGACUUCGUCCAUCCUGAUGAUUUAGCGAAGUGCCAAAUACCCACAGAUCGGCCGCCCACACCCUUUCCAGCCAAAUUCGAUCGUAAGAGCCAACAGGAAGCUGCAUCUUUCGAGGCUGCUUUCACGAGCUUGACUGCGCCAUCGAAGGGUCAAAAUCUGAUGGAGACUAAUAUCAGAGGAAUACACCAAGCGCUUUCGCGAAAUAACAGCUCGAGCAGUAGUUCGGUGUACGAGAUGCCUACCGCAGAUCUCACGGAGCUGGCGAGGAAAGGAAUCAUCAAGGUGACUACCGACAGCAACGGCAGACUGUCGUAUACGACCGAGGUCCGAUUGCGAUCUCGGAACGGAGAAUACAGGUGGCAUCUGAUUCGAUGCGUCGAGAUUGACAACAUUGAUUUCGGCAACGGAGCGAGCUCAUACUUUGGCUCUGCUACGGACAUCAACGAUCACAAGCUCCUGGAAGCCAAACUCAAAGAAGCCAUGGAAUCAAAGAGUAGAUUCUUGAGCAACAUGUCGCACGAGAUUCGCACCCCAUUGAUCGGAAUCUCUGGCAUGGUCAGCUUUUUGCAGGAUACGACCUUGAAUGAGGAGCAGCGUGACUACACCAACACCAUUCAAACGAGCGCCAACAGCCUCCUCAUGAUCAUCAAUGACAUUUUGGAUCUAUCCAAGGUCGACGCCGGCAUGAUGAAGCUCAAAUACGAAUGGUUCCACACGCGCUCUUUGAUUGAAGAUGUCAACGAGCUGGUGUCCACCAUGGCGAUUGCCAAGAGACUUGAGCUCAACUACAUUGUCGAAGAGGACGUUCCUGCUUGGGUCAAGGGCGACAAAGUGCGCAUCCGUCAGGUUCUUCUCAACGUCAUUGGAAAUGCCAUCAAGUUCACUGCCGAAGGUGAGGUGUUCAGCCGAUGUAGAAUCUUCACCAACACAAAGUCGGCACCCGCCAACGACGAGAUCAUGCUGGAGUUUGCAGUUAUCGACACCGGACGAGGUUUCACGAAAGAGGAAGCGGACUUGAUCUUCAAGCCCUUCAGCCAAAUCGAUGGAAGCAGCACCAGACAGCAUGGAGGAAGUGGUCUUGGCUUGGUUAUUUCCCGACAGCUGGUGGAGCUCCACGGUGGCAAGAUGGAGGGCACUGCAGUUCCCGGCAAAGGCUCGACUUUCACAUUCACCGCCAAGUUUGCCCUCCCAACCUCAGCCGACCACCCCGAUGGUCCGAUCAGCCCCGAAGCGUUCAAGCCUGUCGUUCAAGCUCCUGAGGAGGUCACCGUUCUUCGCCCCGCUGUAAAAGCUUCGCCAGCAGCAAAAGCCAUAUCGGGCGCAAGCCCGAGCACUGAUGCUGAGUUCGUUUCGCCAGCUCUGGCGUCUAGUGGAAGCUCUGAUCCUUCGAUACGCUCUAAUAUUUCCCAAGUUACGGAGCGCACAUCUGUGUCUUCGGUCAACGUCGGUCUCGUACACUUCAGUGAAGCCGCCAGGGCGAGCGGUCAAGACCUGUCAGAGAUGAAGCUUGAGCUUCCUCCCAGCGAAGCAUCAUCGGGCACGACACCGACCCCUGAGACAUCUAAGCCCGUCAAACUGGAAGACUUCAGACCUCCCAUGUACUCGAUCCUCAUCAUCUGCCCGCAAACUCAUAGCCGCGAGGCCACGGCGCAACACAUUGAGACGACCCUUCCCAAGGACGUGCCUCAUCAAAUCACAGCUCUUGAUUCAGUUGACAAAGCUCAAAGCCUUCUGGGAGGAGAUGAAUCUGUUAAUUUCACGCACAUCGUUCUCAACCUACCCUCGCCCGAAGAGAUCAUCGGAUUGAUGGAGAGAAUUACAAAGUCUACGACCAUUAGCAAUACGACAAUCCUGAUCUUGUCCGAUUCGGUUCAGCGGCAGGCGGUAAUGAAACUGGCAACUGACACAAAGUAUGAGCAGCUGGUGUCUGAGAACCUGGUCACCUUUAUCUACAAGCCAGUCAAACCAUCCAGAUUUGCUGUCAUCUUCGAUCCGGACAAGGUUCGCGAUCUUAGCAUUGAUCGAAACAGGUCUACAGCACAACGCAUGGUGGAAACUCAGAAGGCCAGUUACCAGGAAAUCGAGAAACGUAUGGGCAACAAGGGGUAUAAGGUGCUGCUGGUAGAAGACAACCCUGUCAACCAAAAGGUCCUGAAGAAAUACCUCAAGAAGGUCGGCGUGGAAGUCGAGGUUGUUGCAGACGGAGCCGAGUGCACCGAGACCGUCUUUUCUCGCUCCCAUAGCUACUUUUCUCUGAUACUGUGCGACUUGCACAUGCCGCGCAAAGACGGCUACCAAGCUUGCCGGGAGAUACGGCAGUGGGAAAAGGAACGGGGAUUCAAGAAGCUGCCCAUCAUUGCGCUUUCGGCCAAUGUCAUGUCCGAUGUUCAGGACAAGUGUGUGGCAGCUGGCUUCAGUGACUAUGUUACGAAGCCGGUGGACUUCAUCGAUCUCAGCAGAGCUAUGUCCAAGUUCUUCUGA